Messenger RNA from Solanum lycopersicum (tomato), 1167 nucleotides. RefSeq names its product translocon-associated protein subunit alpha. Gene Ontology annotation, cellular component: endoplasmic reticulum; endoplasmic reticulum membrane. NCBI's taxonomy places the organism in Eukaryota, Viridiplantae, Streptophyta, Magnoliopsida, Solanales, Solanaceae. The record is from RefSeq and is a predicted model, not a curated record.
GAAUAAUUCUCUUGUUUACCCAAAAGAAAAAAAAGAAAAAGAAAAAACAAAAAUUUAGACCGUGUGUUCUUCUUCUCUGAUUUCUGUUUAACUUUCGUCUUAAAGUCUUCCUUUGUGUAUACCGUCUUCUUCUCUCUAACGCUUCAAAAAUGGAAAUUAGGGUUUUUUGUGUGUUGGCUCUUCUCCUCUUUUCUUCAUCGUUCCUUCAAGUUGCUAGAAGUCAGUCUGACCCUGCAGUAGAAGUGGUUGAGGGUACUGAGGAAGCAGGGGAUCUUGGAAUUGUUGGCGAUGAUGUUCAAGACUUUAGCAGUGAGAGUUAUACUCCUGCAGCUGGGGUUGAAACAAUUUGUGUUUUCCCUAAAAACCCUUCGAAAGUAGUGGCAGCUGGUGAGGAGAGUGAACUGUUAGUUGGCAUGAAAAAUGAUGGUAGGGAAUCACAUCUGAAUAUCAUUGCUAUCCAAGCCAGUGUUCACCUUCCUUUUGAUCACCGCUAUUUGGUUCAAAAUCUUUCUGUACAGGCUUUUAACAACGCAACAGUUCCUCCUUCAGCUCAGGCUACUUUUCCAUAUAUAUUUGCUGUCAGCAAAUUUAUGCAGCCUGGAAGUUUUGAUCUUGUUGGCACAAUUGUUUACGAGAUAGAUCAGAAUGCUUACCAAAAUGUGUUCUACAAUGGAACUAUUGAAGUGACUGAACCUGGUGGUCUUCUCAGUGUUGAGUCAGUUUUCUUGUUUUGUCUUGCUGUAGCCCUCCUUGGUCUUCUUGGGUUCUGGAUCCGUGGUCAGAUACAAAAUCUCUCAAAGAAAACUAAGAGAGCACCAAAGGCAAAGGUUGAAGUUGGAACUGCAACAACUGAUGCAUCCACAGACGAAUGGUUGCAGGGAACUGCAUAUUCUCAGUCGCAGGCCAACAAGUUGAAGAAGAAGAAGUGAAUGCGUUGAAGCUACUAGCUUAGCUGUAUGAAGCAGUAUGAUAAGUCUACAAUCCUGAGUUCGGCUUGGAUUUUACGUGAUCUCCUAGACGUGAGGUUUUAAAUUAGAAUUGUUAGACCUGCUUCACUGUUGUAGCAUGAAGUAUAACUUAUUAUCCUCCAAUUUUUACUACCAAUGAACUAACUGGGUAUCAAGGAUGCAAAGAAACAGUUUUGUCAAAUUCACUCUCAUUUAUCUU